This is a messenger RNA of Schistocerca piceifrons (Central American locust), 853 nucleotides long. RefSeq names its product ras-like protein 2 (gene Ras64B). Gene Ontology annotation, molecular function: GTPase activity; GTP binding; GDP binding. The coding region runs from base 217 to 816 and encodes 199 amino acids. NCBI's taxonomy places the organism in Eukaryota, Metazoa, Arthropoda, Insecta, Orthoptera, Acrididae. The transcript is spliced from 4 exons. The record is from RefSeq and is a predicted model, not a curated record. Gene Ontology annotation, biological process: signal transduction. Gene Ontology annotation, cellular component: plasma membrane.
UCGACGCGCGCACUCCCUGUCGACGACCCGUGAAGCUUUGAUGAUACACAGAGAGUUUUUUUUCAUCGAGGGUUUGAAGAAUUCUGCCUAAAAUUGUAGUAAUAAUGUGUUGUGCGCGUGUGAUGGAUAUGUAAACUACUACGUCAUGCUGUGAAAGAGGUAGCUAAAAUACAGCGCUGGUACAGCUCUCAGAGAAGCGAGUGUUAAAACUUCGAAAUGUCGAAGCAGACGGAGCGACAAAGUUACGCACAGACAUACAAGCUCGUUGUCGUAGGGGGUGGUGGAGUUGGGAAAUCCGCGAUAACUAUACAAUUCAUUCAGAGUUACUUUGUCACUGAUUAUGACCCAACAAUUGAAGACUCGUACACAAAACAGUGUGUUAUUGAUGACCAACCAGCGAAACUUGACAUCCUUGAUACAGCUGGCCAAGAAGAAUUUAGUGCCAUGAGGGAACAAUAUAUGAGAUCUGGUGAAGGUUUCCUUCUUGUAUUUGCUGUGACAGAUAAAGCAAGUUUUGAUGAGAUAUAUAAAUUCCACAAACAGAUAUUGAGAGUGAAGGACAGAGAAGAAUUUCCAAUGCUGAUGGUGGGAAACAAGGCUGACCUAGAGCAUCAGCGUGUGGUUAGUGUUGCUGACGCUCAUGCUCUGGCAAGUCAGCUGAAAAUUCCUUACAUAGAAUGCAGUGCUAAACUGCGCACAAAUGUUGACCAAGCUUUUCACGAGCUGGUACGAAUAGUGCGCAAGUUCCAGCUUUCAGAAAGGCCUCCUCUUAAGGCUAACUACAAGAAGAAUAAAAAAAAAUGCUCAAUCUUGUAACACAAACAGUAAUUUCAUCAGAGUUUUCAUGGAUGUU